Messenger RNA from Gavialis gangeticus (Gharial), 1933 nucleotides. RefSeq names its product phospholipase C zeta 1 (gene PLCZ1). Gene Ontology annotation, biological process: intracellular signal transduction; positive regulation of cytosolic calcium ion concentration involved in egg activation; lipid metabolic process. Gene Ontology annotation, cellular component: nucleus. NCBI's taxonomy places the organism in Eukaryota, Metazoa, Chordata, Crocodylia, Gavialidae. Gene Ontology annotation, molecular function: phosphatidylinositol-4,5-bisphosphate phospholipase C activity. The transcript has 12 exons. The record is from RefSeq and is a predicted model, not a curated record. The annotation marks the transcript as partial.
UGCAAGUGGUUUCUGUCGGUGAUCGAGGACGAGUUCCGGCACGGCAAGAUCGACCUGAACAAGACGCUGAAGUUGCUGGGCCGGAUGCAGCUCGGCUUUGACUACAUCCACGUCAAGUACGUCUUCAAGAAAACAACUGAACAGUGGAAGGUACGAACAAUUAACAUAGAAGACUUCAUAGCAAUUUAUCGAACUCUUGCUCACAGAAAUGAAAUUCAGGAACUUUUCUUCAGUUAUUCUCCAAACCACAAAAUAUUGACUGAAGUGAACCUGCUUGAGUUUCUCAAAAAAGAACAGUUUGAAACUGAGGCUACUGAAGCAACUGCCUCUGAACUCAUUAUGAGAUAUGAACCCAUUGAAGAAGUGAAAAAACUGAACCAGAUGACCUUUGAAGGAUUUUUACGAUACAUGUGCUCAAUAGACUGUGCAAUAUUUAAACAGGAACACAAAACUGUUUACCAAGAUAUGAGCUACCCAUUAUGUGAUUAUUUUAUUUCAUCUUCUCAUAACACCUACUUGAUAUCUGAUCAGCUAAUAGGGCCAAGUCACCUUUGGGGCUAUUCAAGUGCUCUAUUGAAAGGAUGUCGUUGUUUGGAAAUUGACUGCUGGGAUGGACCACAAAAUGACCCUAUUGUGUAUCAUGGCCACACUCUAACAAGCAAAAUUACAUUUGCAUCUGUCAUCCAGGUGGUAGAGAAAUAUGCAUUUGUGGCAUCUGACUAUCCUAUUGUACUAUCUUUGGAGAAUCACUGCAGCCCUAAACAACAGGAAGUAAUGGCAGACUAUUUAGAAAAGAUUCUCGGUGACAAACUUCUUACAACAACAAUUGAUGAAACCGUACCAACAGAAUUACCUUCCCCUGAGGCACUAAAAUUUAAAAUACUGAUAAAAAAUAAGAAAGUUGGAACUCUUCAGGAUACUAUUCUCAGAAGAGGUCUUGACACACAUGGUGAGGUAGUGGAAUUAGAAGAGGAGGUAGACCAGUCUGAAGAUGAGGAAGCUGCUGAAAGCAAACCUACACCAAAGACCCCUCAGCCAAAAAGAAAAACUGUAGAAAAACAAUCUUCAUCUCCUCCUCGAAAAAAGCCAAAGGUGAAGAAGAUAAAACUGGCCCUCGAGCUAUCAGAUCUUGUGAUUUAUACUAAAUCUGAGAAAUUUGUAAGCUUUGAGAAUCAAAGAGCUAAUCAGCACUGUUAUGAAAAUAAUUCAAUUGGAGAGCUUAAAGCCCGAAAAUUGGUAAAGCAGUCAGCAAAUGAAUUUGUUUUGCAUACUGCCAGAUUUAUUGCAAGGAUCUAUCCAAAAGGGACCAGAACCAACUCUUCUAAUUAUAAUCCUCAAGAAUUCUGGAAUGUUGGUUGUCAGAUGGUGGCCUUAAACUUCCAGACACCUGGACAGCAAAUGGACUUGCAAAAUGGAAAAUUUGGGGACAAUGGUGGCUGUGGCUAUCUUCUAAAACCGGAAUUCCUGAGAGACCGUUAUUCAAAAUUUAAUCCACAUGGUGUGAUAGGGAACCAGAAUCCAACUACGCUCUCAAUUAAACUUAUUAGUGGUUAUCAGUUACCACCUAGUAACCUCUCCAGGAGUAAUAAAGCUGAUCCUAUAGUCCAGAUAGAAAUUCAUGGUGUUCCAGAAGAUCAAGUGAAACAACAAACUUGUGUUGUAAGAAACAAUGCUUUGUGCCCUAGGUGGAAUGAAACUUUUACUUUUACUAUUCAAGUACCAGAGUUGGCAUUAGUACGCUUCUGUGUGGAAGAUCAGAUAUCUUUAGUUUCAAAUGAGUUCCUUGGCCAAUAUACUUUACCACUGCUGAGCAUGAACAAAGGUUAUCGUCAUGUUCCUCUGUAUUCUAAACUUGGUGACAGACUUGACCCUGCAUCACUUUUUGUGUACAUUUGGUACUAUUAAGGAUUGUACUAGCAGUAUCCUGAAUCAG